Molecule: messenger RNA, 1405 nt
Organism: Plodia interpunctella (Indianmeal moth)
Lineage: Eukaryota; Metazoa; Arthropoda; Insecta; Lepidoptera; Pyralidae
Exons: 3
Coding region: 42-503 (153 amino acids)
Source: RefSeq, a predicted model, not a curated record
GGGCUGUAGUGGAUUGAGUGUGAAAGGCGACUGCGGUGAAGAUGAAUUUGUUAUCGCUCGUGUUUGUGACGUGUGUGGUUGUCAGUGACGCGUUUUUAUUCUUUUUUGCCAGGAACGAGCGGUGGUUGCUUUGUUACAAGAUAUGUCCCCUGUACUGCUCUCUCAGACGAAAUGACGAGGGUGCCGAUAAAUACAGCCCUGCAGAUAUAUAUGCGAACAUCGCUGGUUUAAAAAAUUGGGACAGAAGCGCAGACGAUUCUGAACUAUACGUAGACGACGACCUACCUUACUACCCUCCCAUUACGAAGUUUGAUGAACUUGAAGACCAUGAAAGUCAUUUCUGGUACCCCCCCGAGUACUACCCCAGGUUUGUGAUAUGCAAACCACCGCCAGCCCCUACUACUACCACUACUACUACUACUACAACGCCAAAACCAACUACAACUACAUCUGAGCCUACAUUUAUAUGUAUGCAAUGUAAGAAGCGAUGUAAUUACCCUUAAUAUGACAUAGAAAGGAGAUUUUGGUAACACCAUUCUACUUCGACGUUAAAUUUAACCUAGGUUAAACUUUGACGCAGGCUAAAGUUAACGUCAAAGUUUACUAGUGCAACUGAGGCUGAGAAUAGAAGAAUAGUAAAAUUGUAUCCUAGAGUCGGUAUAAAUGGGUUAGGGUUGACCCGUUUUGAUGGAUAUCAAGUUAUAUAUGAUAUAGCAGAAUCGAGAAAAAAAUCUAAUCUGCUACAUAUAAAAUGCUUCGAUAAUAUUUUUCAGAAAUUAUGUAAUACUUAUUCUGUAAUCCCUGGCUAAAGAAUCGGUAUGUGUUAACAUAAUUUUUUAAAAUUAUUUUAAUCUUUUAUAUCAAAAUAGUAACCUAUGUAUAUUAUCCCGUGGCCAAAGAAUCAUUUUGUAUCAAUUGUAAUUUUACAAAAUAUUUUUGUAAUUUUUUAGAUUAGCAUUCUUUAUAUUAUACUUAUUGUUAUUUUAAAAUUACAUGGAAAUAAACAGUUUCAGAUAACAGUACAGUCUAAAGGUACAUUAGCCGUCGUCUGUGCACUUUACAUUGACAAGACGAGAGCUGAGCAGUUUAUUAUUUUGUUGCCAAUGUAAAGUAUGUCUACUGACAACGAAUUAAAGCUCACUUUUCAAUGAACGUCAUCUUGUUGGGUGGGAGCGGUGCUGUAGAAGUGUACUAUGAUUGUAAAGGUUCGGUCAAAAGUUUUACUUAUAAUGAUAAGUUCCCAGUAGUAAGAUUCAGUAGGAGUAAGUACUGCCCCAUUUUUGUGGAUUUUGAAUGUUUCAAACGAAAAAUUACACUUGAAAAUUAAGGUAGGUAGGUUUUUGUGUGCUUGACUGUAAAUGAAAAAUGGUAUUUGUGGUUCCUUGUUGCCAUAAUAAAUUAAGUU